Molecule: messenger RNA, 6697 nt
Organism: Epinephelus moara (kelp grouper)
Lineage: Eukaryota; Metazoa; Chordata; Actinopteri; Perciformes; Serranidae
Product: mucin-2-like
Exons: 25
Coding region: 171-4379 (1402 amino acids)
Source: RefSeq, a predicted model, not a curated record
GAGAAAGUUUGCUCCACUUUUGCAGAAAAAAAACCUUUUCUUAAAGCACAUCCUGCUUGUGCAAAACACAGUUUAAUGUCAACAGCGCGCGCUUGUGAUCAGAAGAACAAAAACAUCUAAAACUCUACAAAGCUACAGGAAAACAAGUGUGUGGAGACAGCUUACAAGACAUGAAGAACAUACUGUCUGUACUAUUGUUCCUCACAGGGCUGUUUUAUCAUGCCUCCUGCCGUCCUCGGUAUCACUUCAUUAAUGAACCUCUUGCCUGGUUGAAGGCCCAGAGGUUCUGCAGAGAGCGCUACACUGACCUGGCCACCAUCUUUGAUGUGGAGGACAUGAACCGGCUGGUGAACUCAGCUCAGGACUCCACCGGAGGCUUUACGGGGAUGGCCUGGAUUGGGCUACACGACAACCUCACCAGCUGGAGGUGGUCAUUUUCAGACAGCAAUUACUAUGGAGACAAUUACUAUGGAGACAAUGAGGGCGACUACAGGAACUGGGAUUUUGGUCAGCCUGACAACUUUGGCGGGAACCAGAUGUGUGUGACGAUGUGGAGUGGAGGGGUGUGGGUCGACUCACAGUGCUUCCUGAGAAACCCCUUCAUCUGCUAUGAUGGGACAACCGGUACAGCUCAGCGUUUCAUUUUUGUUGAGCAGGAGAUGAACUGGACUGACGCUCAGCUUUACUGCAGAAAACGCUACACAGACCUGGCCAGUGUUAGAGACGAGAAAGAGAAUGAGGAAAUACAGCGUUUGGCCCAAAACAGGAGCGUUUGGAUUGGCUUCUAUAGGACGCGGGAAUGGUCAGAUAAAAGUAACUCCACCUACCAGUACUGGAAAAACGGACAGCCUGAUAAUGUCGCAGGGCAGCAGAACUGCACUGUGACAGAUCUGGGCAAUGCGGGCCUGUGGUUGGAUGAACGGUGCGGCAGAGAGCUCGUUUUUAUCUGCUAUGAAGACCAAGACCAAACUCUCCAGAAAUCAACUUUUUCCACCACCACCACCGACACAGUGACACGAAACAAAAUAACACCCACCAAUGAAGAAUCAUCUGGUGAUGGAACUUCAAAUGAGGAAGUUUUUUCCACCACUACCACAGUGACCCCAGACAGAAUAACCCCCACUGAGAGAAUCUCUGGUACAAAGAUAACAUCAUCUCCACAGCCUUCAGGCCCAGACAUGGAAAAAACAACAUCAAUUCCUGACCAAACUCUCCAGAAAUCAACUCUUUCCACCACCACCACAGUGACAGGAAACAAAAUAACCCCCACUGAUGAAGAAUCAUCUGGUGAAAAAACUUCAAACAAGGAAGUUUUUUCCACCACUACCACAGUGACCCGGAACAGAAUAACCACCACUGAGAGAAUCUCUGGUACAAAGAUCACAUCAUCUCCGCAGCCUUCAGGCCCAGACAUGGAAAAAACAACAUCAAUUCCUGACCAAACUCUCCAGAAAUCAACUCUUUCCACCACCACCGCAGUGACACAAAAAAAAAUGACACCCACUGAUGAAGAAUCAUCUGGUGAUGAAACUUCAAACGAGGAAGUUUUUUCCACCACUACCACAGUGACCCGGAACAGAAUAACCACCACUGAGAGAAUCUCUGGUACAAAGAUCACAUCAUCUCCGCAGCCUUCAGGCCCAGACAUGGAAAAAACAACAUCAAUUCCUGACCAAACUCUCCAGAAAUCAACUCUUUCCACCACCACCACCGCAGUGACACGAAACAAAAUAACACCCACCGAUGAAGAAUCAUCUGGUGAUGGAACUUCUAAUGAGGAAGUUUUUUCCACCACUAUCGCAGUGACCCCAAACAGAAUAACCCCCACUGAGAGAAUCUCUGGUACAAAGAUCCCAUCAUCUCCACAGCCUUCAGGCCCAGACAUGGAAAAAACAACAUCAAUUCCUGACCAAACUCUCCAGAAAUCAACUCUUUCCACCACCACCGCAGUGACACGAAAAAAAAUGACACCCACUGAUGAAGAAUCAUCUGGUGAUGAAACUUCAAACGAGGAAGUUUUUUCCACCACUACCACAGUGACCCCAAACAGAAUAACCACCACUGAGAGAAACUCCAGGACAAAAAUCACAUCAUCUGCGCAGCCUUCAGGCCCAGAAGUUGAAAAAACAACAUCAAUUCCUGACAAAACUCUCCAGAAAUCAACUCUUUCCACCACCACCACCACAGUGACAGGAAACAAAAUAACCCCCACUGAUGAAGAAUCAUCUGGUGAUGAAACUUCAAACGAAGAUGUUUUUUCCACCACUACCACAGUGAUCCGGAACAGAAUAACCACCACUGAGAAAAAGUCCAGUACAAAGAUUACAUCAUCUCCGCAGCCUUCAGGCCCAGACAUGGAAAAAACAACAUCAAUUCCUGACCAAACUCCUCAAGUGCCAUCUCCCUCCACCACCACCACCACCACCACCACAGUGACCCCAGAUAGAAUAACCCCCACUGAGACUGAAUCAACGAGUGGUCAUUUCAGUACAGAGAUUACCUCAGUUGGGCAGCCUUCAACUCAUGUAGCGGACCAAACAAGACCCCUUACCAACCAAACUCCUCAAGUACCAUCUCCUUCCACUACCACGAACACCACUACAGUGACCCCAAAUACAAGAACCACCACUGAGACUAAAUCAACCACUGGUCAUUUUGGUACAGAGAUAACCUCAGUUGGGCAGCCUUCAACCACAGAAGUGGACCAAACAAGACCCAUUACCAACCAAACUCUACCAAGACCAUCUCAUUCCACCACCAUAGAUACCUCAACAGUGACCCCAAAUAAAAGAACCACCGCUGAGAUUGAAUCAACCACUGGUCAAUUUGGUACAGAGAUAACCUCAGAUGGGCAGCCUUCAACCACAGAAGUGGACCAAACAAGACCCAUUACCAUGAUCCCAAAUGACAGAAGCACCACUGAGAUUCAACCAAGCACUGGUCAUCUCAGUACAGAGAUAACCUCAACUGGGCAGUCUUCAGCAAAAGAAGUGGACCAAACAAGAGCAGUCUCCAACCAAACUCCUCAAGUGCCAUCUCCUUCCACCACCACCACCACCACCACCACAGUGACCCCAAAUACAAGAACCACCACUGAGACUAAAUCAACCACUGGUCAUUUUGGUACAGAGAUAACCUCAGUUGGGCAGCCUUCAACCACAGAAGUGGACCAAACAAGACCCAUUACCAACCAAACUCUACCAAGACCAUCUCAUUCCACCACCAUGGAUACUACAACAGUGACCCCAAAUAAAAGAACCACCGCUGAGAUUGAAUCAACCACUGGUCAAUUUGGUACAGAGAUAACCUCAGUUGGGCAGCCUUCAACCACAGAAGUGGACCAAACAAGACCCAUUACCAUGAUCCCAAAUGACAGAAGCACCACUGAGAUUCAACCAAGCACUGGUCAUCUCAGUACAGAGAUAACCUCAACUGGGCAGUCUUCAGCAAAAGAAGUGGACCAAACAAGAGCAGUCUCCAACCAAACUCCUCAAGUGCCAUCUCCUUCCACCACCACCACCACCACCACAGUGACCCCAAAUACAAGAACCACCACUGAGACUAAAUCAACCAGUGGUCAUUUCAGUACAGAGAUAACCUCAGUUGGGCAGCCUUCAACCACAGAAGUGGACCAAACAAGACCCAUUACCAACCAAACUCUACCAAGACCAUCUCAUUCCACCACCAUGGAUACUACAACAGUGACCCCAAAUAAAAGAACCACCGCUGAGAUUGAAUCAACCACUGGUCAAUUUGGUACAGAGAUAACCUCAGUUGGGCAGCCUUCAACCACAGAAGUGGACCAAACAAGACCCAUUACCAUGAUCCCAAAUGACAGAAGCACCACUGAGAUUCAACCAAGCACUGGUCAUCUCAGUACAGAGAUAACCUCAACUGGGCAGUCUUCAGCAAAAGAAGUGGACCAAACAAGAGCAGUCUCCAUGACCCCAGAUAAAAGAACCACCACUGAGAUAAAAUCAACCACUGGUCAUGCCAGUGCAGAGACUACCUCAUUUGGGCAGCCUUCAACCUCCCAUGCAGACCAAACAAGACCCAUUACUGAUGAAACUCCCAAACAGCCAGCUUUGUCUACCACCAAAAUGACCACCAUGGAGCGAGACUCAAGCAGUACAAUGGUUUCAUCUCAGCAGUAUUCAACUGCAACGGGGGAUCAAACAAACAACAUACCUGCACAACAUGUGGUUGCCCUGAGAUUGAAAUUAACCUCUCAGACACCGCUGACUGAAGACGACAUCGAAGAGCUGGUAUUAGUGCAGUUUCGCAAUCUACUGAUAGAGAUGGGACUUCCUACGAGCAUCAAAGUGGGUGUGAAGAGCACUGAAAUAAUGAGUAACAAAGAGACUGAUACGGAUGGAUAAAUUAAGGAUCGGUGAAGAGAUGAAGAGGCUCGCUGCUGCUUUGACCACAGAAGAAUUUAUUUAUUUGAGUGUCAUUAAUUACAAGACCUAUACGUCACCAGGCCAACUGCUUGCCAUUGAUUGGCUCUGUAAUCUCGGGUGUGAGGCAGGCCCUUUCUUUCAACAAAGGCUCUCAUUGGCUGUUGUUGGAAGCUACUAUUGGCUCAAGUGAGGUGUAAAUCAAAAGGUCAGGGUUCAGCCACCAUUUUGGUAUUGAGGAGUCAGCAAAUUUAUACGAAAACUGGAGUUAUUAGGACAAUACGUUGAGAAGUAUGAACAUUUGAAAUGUUGCAACGACAGUCCAUGCGUAUCUGUGGAAGUAAUAAUUUGUUUUGACUAAAUAUUUCAGUGGAUUUAGAUCGUCUGGACCUUUCAGAAUGUAUGAGGAAUAUUUUUGUUGGAAUAUUAUCGAGUUGUGGAUUAUGAUAUGGCUUCAUAUGUGAGUUAUAACUGUCUGUUGUGUCUCUAACAGAGGCGUUUAUUGGAACUGCUGUGGUGGUUGUACCUUGAAAUGGUUCGUAUCAAUCGGACCGCAAGGAGUGUAGCUUCCUAACGAUAGGUUGUAUGAAUGGACCACUUCAACACAGCUGUUGUUUACAUCACAUCAUAAUCAUCUCAUAAACCUUACCAGGGCCAGUGGGUGGGCGGAUAUUGGAUUUAACCCAUCUUCAACUUCUGAUUUGAUGACUUGAAAGUAUUCCUGUUGGUUGUUGCUCUCCAUAAAACGCAAUGGAUUUUCAUAUCACAGGUUUUCCUGUCCUUUCAGAGGGAAUGAACCUGAAUACCUUAGUUGCUUGCAGCUUAAUCAGAUAUGCUGCAAGUGCUUAUUGGUAGUUCAGGUUAGUGAUGGCCAAAUGAGGCCUCAUGAACCACUGUCUUUAUUUUCUGAAGCCACUAGAUGGCGCUGUCUGUUCAACAAAGGUUUGAAAGCACACUUCAUUGCAGGUCCUUCAGCCUUUAUCUUUAAACCAAGACCGCCAUCUGGUGGGGUCAGAAAAUAAAGGAAGUGGUUCAUGAGGCUUCAUUUGGCCAUCACUAGUUCAGGUAGUUGGUAGUUUAUGGCUUCAUGCUUUCUUUAUCCACUGUGCUCAAUAUUGUAAAGUCCACAACAGGUGAAGUUACAGUAACAGUUAAAGUCACCCUCCACUCAUAAAUGUGUUUCAUUUAUGUUCAUGUCCCCUUAAAUGUCUGACCUUGACUAAACUUAUGUUUAUCUGUGCAAAAAUUGUCACUGGAAGUGUUUUCACAUUCCUUUACUGAGGGGGGCAAUGUCUGUGCAUGUACAGGAUCUGUAAAAAAUAUUUGUCAUUGACAUAAGUUAUCCGCUAUUAGUUGGUUUCCAGAAACAUGGGGAAUUCAUUCCUUUAAAUAUGAGCACAUAUAUCUUUUUAUGUUAAGCAUUUGAAAUUAAAAAAACAGGAUAAUUUGUAAGGAUAAUAUUAUCGCAAUGCUAAUUUUCAGUAGCGUGUUAAUGGUAAUUCCCAUUCGUGUUAGCAUUGAGCUAACAGACUAAUUUGACACAAGAAGUACUCAGAUCUUUUACUCAGGUAAAAUUAGAAGAGGAACAAAAAGUACUCAUUGUGCAGAAUGGUCCAUUUCAGAUAAAAUAAAACUACUGAUGCAUUAAUGUGUUUAUCACUUUAAUGUUGAGGCUGGUAAAUGUGGGGCUUUUUUUGUGGGUAGCAGUCAAGUCUUAUGUUUAUCCAUCAUGAUAUAUUUGUUAAUUAUAUUUUUUGCUAUUAGCCUGAAUCUACAGGUCAGAUAAAGCUCUAGCUGCCUCUCAUAAUGUGUCAGCAGAUUCUAACAGUAUAAUCAUUUCAUAUCACUCACAUCAUGUGAUCCAUAAGUGUGUGCUUUUGUUUUUUUGAUCCAAGCAUCUGUAAGAACCUUCAGAUAUUUUUACUCAACACUAAUUCAUGUAGUAAAGGUUUGCUGUUUUCCUCCUAUGGUGUUAAAGAUGGAUUUAUUUUGAUUUAAUUAGGUCAACCUUUGUGAACUCGGUUACCUUUUGUUAGUUCACCCAACAUUAAAAAAAGAAAACAUGCAUACGUAUGCAAUCAAAAGUAGAAUCCACCUCAUCCCGUUGGGGAGGUUUGGCUUGUAAUGUGAGGUCACUACUGGUAUUGCCUGACAAGAAAAUAAAAGAAGUCAUGUGCUAUAUGCAGUAGUUUUAUGUGGUAUAACCAUAAAUAUGCAGCCUGAAGAGACAAAGUUAUUCACUCAGCAGCUCUCCACUGGGAACAAGACAUCAACACCUAAAUCAGGUAAGAGCCUUUCUU